AUGAACUGUCGGCUCAAGCCUUGCUUCUUGGGUGUUGGAAGCCUGACCAACCUCCAAUUCUCAUUUGCGCAAGCAAAUAGAUGCCCCGUUCGUUGGUCCUCGUCGGGUUCCCGCUGGAAGCAACGUCAAGGCCGCGAUGCGUACGCCAGGAAUGCCAAAGUCCAAGGUCUCAAGAGUCGAGCAGCAUUCAAACUUUUAGAGAUGGAUGCCAAGUACAGGUUGUUCAAGAGCAAUGGGCAGACAGUUGUUGACCUGGGAUAUGCCCCCGGAAGUUGGUCACAGGUCGCUGUGGAUCGGACAAGACCUCAUGGUCGAGUCAUUGGCAUCGAUCUUAUCCCAGCCCAGCCGCCGCAAGGUGUUGCCACCUUCCAAGGCGACUUCCUCUCUCCAAAUGUCCAAGAAAUGGUCAAGAACUUCAUCCUCGACACUCAUAAACGCCCCCCGCCACUGCAGCACGAGGCUGAGCCGAGUGCCUCUGACGAGGUUGAGGCGUCGGAAAUUGACCGUCCCAGCUACAUCGACAUGGAACGGCACGCAAGCUCUGAAUCUGGAUCAUCAGAAGCCUCAGGGUCAGGCACAUCGAGUCAACGUCUUGUAGAUGUUGUUCUAAGUGACAUGUCAGCACCCUGGGACCAAACUUCCGGCUUCUACGUGAACAGCUUGAGUAAUCCCUAUCAUAGGUUGAUGAACACGAGCGGCAACGCCUUUCGAGAUCACGCCGGCAGCAUGGAUCUGUGUGCUGCCGCUUUACAAUUUGCCAGCGAUACCCUCAAGUCUGGCGGGCACUUUGUCUGCAAGUUCUACCAGGGACCUGAAGAUAAGGAAUUCGAGAAGAAACUGAAGACUCUGUUUGCUAAGGUCUUUCGAGAGAAGCCAGAGUCUUCGAGAAAGGAGAGUCGGGAAUCAUACUUUGUUGGACUACGGAGGAAACCAGGUGUUGUGAUAGAGCCGCCCUCCCACAUGGACGAGUAG
Messenger RNA from Fusarium keratoplasticum, 972 nucleotides. RefSeq names its product FtsJ domain-containing protein. Gene Ontology annotation, biological process: RNA methylation. NCBI's taxonomy places the organism in Eukaryota, Fungi, Ascomycota, Sordariomycetes, Hypocreales, Nectriaceae. Gene Ontology annotation, molecular function: rRNA (uridine-2'-O-ribose)-methyltransferase activity. Bases 1 to 972 code for a protein of 323 amino acids. Gene Ontology annotation, cellular component: mitochondrion. The record is from RefSeq and is a predicted model, not a curated record. The transcript has 7 exons.